Pantherophis guttatus is the source of this 5841-nucleotide messenger RNA. Its product is annotated as putative RNA-binding protein Luc7-like 2. Gene Ontology annotation, cellular component: U1 snRNP. The record is from RefSeq and is a predicted model, not a curated record. Gene Ontology annotation, biological process: mRNA splice site recognition. NCBI's taxonomy places the organism in Eukaryota, Metazoa, Chordata, Lepidosauria, Squamata, Colubridae. Gene Ontology annotation, molecular function: mRNA binding.
GGAAAGGCCCCGUUGGUCUCGUAAGCUGCCAGACCUUUUUGAUUGGGCGUUGGGUGAAAGAGGGGCUCUCUGAUUGGCUGGCUAUUACAUUCCAAUAGCGGAAGCAAAAUGGCGUCUCUCGGGUCGCCUCUUCGCACUUUCCGUGGUUUAUCGAAGGAGCUCCGUUAUGCUUUAGGAGGGAGCGAUGUCUCUUACCGAAACAAGGCAGCAUAUCGUUACUUGAAGGAAGCUUUCCGCUGCCAUCGGGUAACCAGUGAAAAACUCUGCAAAGCCCAGCAUGACUUACAUUUUCAGGCUGCUACUUAUCUCUGUCUUUUGCACAGUAUCCGGGAACACUUAGUACUACAUAAGGAAUAUCAUGGCAAAGGGGAUACUACACGUCAGCGAAUUAAAUUCAGUGAUGACAGAGUAUGCAAAAGUCAUCUUCUCAACUGUUGCCCUCAUGAUGUCCUCUCAGGAACAAGGAUGGAUCUUGGAGAAUGUCUGAAGGUGCAUGAUUUGGCAUUAAGAGCAGAUUAUGAAAUUGCAUCAAAAGAGCAAGACUUUUUCUUUGAACUUGAUGCAAUGGAUCACCUGCAAUCAUUCAUUGCUGACUGUGAUAGGAGAACAGAAGUGGCAAAGAAAAGACUGGCUGAAACUCAAGAAGAGAUCAGUGCUGAAGUGGCAGCCAAAGCUGAACGAGUCCAUGAAUUAAAUGAGGAAAUUGGAAAACUGCUUGCUAAAGUUGAACAACUUGGAGCUGAUGGAAAUGUGGAAGAGUCUCAGAAAGUAAUGGAUGAAGUAGAGAAAGCAAGAGCAAAGAAAAGAGAAGCAGAGGAAGUGUACCGGAACUCCAUGCCUGCUUCCAGUUUCCAGCAGCAAAAGCUACGAGUCUGUGAAGUAUGCUCAGCCUAUCUUGGCUUACAUGACAAUGACAGGCGGCUUGCUGAUCAUUUUGGAGGAAAGCUGCACUUGGGUUUUAUUGAAAUAAGAGAAAAGCUUGAAGAACUAAGGAGAAUUGUGGCUGACAAACAGGAGAAACGAAAUCAGGAACGUUUAAAGCGGAGAGAAGAAAGGGAGAAAGAAGAAAGAGAGAAGUUAAGAAGAUCUCGUUCUCACAGCAAGAACCCCAAAAGAUCUAGAUCCCGAGAUCGCCGUAGACAUCGAUCUCGGUCAUCCUCCCGUGAACGAAAGAAAAGAACCCGUUCCAGGUCCCGUGAAAAGCGACAUCGUCAUAGGUCUCGUUCUACUAGUCGCAGCCGCAGUCGCAGUCACCAAAGGAGCAGGCAGAGCUCCAGAGACAGAAGCAGAGAACCCAAUUCCAAAAAAAGAUCAUCAAAAGAAAGAUCUUCCAGAGAUCAAGAACGAACCAGAGAUCAUAACAGAACAUCACGUGACAAAGAAAGUUGCCCCAGAGAAAAAUCUCCAAGAGAUCGAAACUGCAAAGAAAGGAAGCGAUCUUAUGAAAGUGCAAAUGGUCGAUCAGAAGACAGGAGAAGCUCAGAGGAGCGUGAAGCAGGAGAGAUAUAACUGGCUGUACAUUCACUUGAUCCUUUACCUUCCUAUGAAGUUGCAUACUGUGGUUUAGUUUACAGUUAUUAAAAGGGACACCAGUGAGCAAUUCCAAUGUUUAUCCAUCUAGGAUAGAUGUACAGUGUAUAAACAUGGUUAUAAUGAAGUCUGAAUUGAUCCGUUUCCAUUGAUAAUUCAAUUGAUGAUAAGUGAAGCAGUUUCCUUUUUUCUUCUCCUCCAGUAAACUUGUAAGACAUAUUUUCAAUGAUCUAUCUUCAAGAUACCAGGUUUAUGUACCAACAUAAUAGAUUUAAAUGUUUUCUUCUCCAAUACAGGUUAUAGUAAACAAAACUAUAGUGUGCUCUUUGCUUUGGAUGCUUUCAAACCUUUAUAAGCUCUUCUAGUUUUAUUCUGUCAAACAGCAGCACUGAAUCAUUUUUAAAGAGGUUGAGUGGGUUCCAGGCUUUUAUUACCACCAGAAGAUUGAGUUCUCAGUUCCUUCUUGAGAACUGAACAUGUUUGGCAAUGUUUAGGUUGGGGACAUGUGCUGAAGAAAAUGACAACUUUUAAAUUUUAUUUUUACAGUGCCUAUUUAGACUUGGAAGUCAAACAGCUGUUGCAUUUCAUCCUUUAAAAUUUUUUUUUGAAACUUUGAAAUCAAAGCCAGUCCCAUGUCUUUGUACAAUUUAAUUGGUCUAUGUUCAGUAUAUUUGUUUUUUCUUUCAAAAUGAUUUUUCUGUUUUUUUUUCCUUGUGGUGUGUUAACUGCACAUCCCUAAUUGUAAACAGCAAAAAAUAAUAAAGUAAGCAAAAAAAUAAUUUUUGUCCAGUGAAAUAGCUGUGUGUUCCCACUCCCUCUUAACAAUUGAAGUGCAUGCUUCUCACAUCAAUACUUUUUUCAAUUAAAUCUGAAAAUCUGUUCUCGUAUUUAUUUGAAAGGUAAUGUUUCAUACAUAUUGUUGAUGAGUUUACUGAAAAAAUUGUGAAACACAGACUAAGUCUAAAAUACUUUAUGUAAUUCAUAUUUCUAUACAUAUGGAAUACAGCUUUCUUUGAGGAGGUAAGUUUUAACAACUGAAUUGUACACUGACACUCCAAUAGACAUUUUAGACAGAGGAGAAAAAUUUAUUAUCAAAGAUAACAUUGCAUAAAUAUAUAUCAUCAACAACCCAAGUAUGUAUAAAUACCUUCCAUUAAUUUGUCACAAAAUUUAAUAUCUGGAUCCGGAGCUGAAACUGCUUCAGAUCCUUUUUUUAUGAUUUAAUAGCUUUUGUAAUGAUGAACCUAUUCCUCAAAGUUAAGCAAAACUACAGUUGCAAGAAAAAGUAUGUGAACCCCUUGGGAUUACGUGGAGUUUUGCAUGAAUUGGUCAUAAAAUGUGCUCUGAAUUUCAUCUAAGUCACAACAAUAGAAAAACACAGUCUACUUAAAAUAAUACUACACAAACAUUAGAUGUUGCCAUGGUUUAAUUGAACAUAGCAUGUAAACAAUUCACAGUGCAGGGAGGAAAAAGUAUGUGAACCUUUGGACUUAAUAACUGGUUGACCCUCCUUUGGCAGCAAUAACCUCGACCAACCAUUUCCUGUAGUUGCAGAUCAGACCUGCACAACGAUCUGGAGUAAUUUUGGACCACUCCUCUUCACAAAACUGUUUCACUGUAGCAAUAUUCUUGGGAUGUCUGGUGUGAAUCGCUCUCUUAAGGUCAUGCAACAGCAUUUCAAUCGGGUUGAGGUCAGGACUUUGACUGGGCCACUCCAGAAGGCGUAUUCUGUGCUGUUGAAGCCAUUUUUUUGUUGAAUUACUUGUAUGCUUUGGGUCAUUGUCCUGUUGCAUCACCCAUCUUCUGCGGAGCUUCAGUUGGUGGACAGAUAGUUGUACGUUUUCCUACAAAAUGUCUUGAUAAACUCUGGAAUUCAUUUUCUCAUCAAUGACAACAAUCCGUCCAGGCCCUGAGGCAGCAAAGCAGCCCCAAAUCAUGAUGCUCCCUCCGCCAUGUUUUACAGUGGGGAUGAGGUUUUGAUGUUGGUGUGCUGUGCCUUUUUUCUCCACACAUAGUGUUGUGUGUUCUUCCCAAACAACUCAAUUUUGGUUUCAUCUGUCCACAGUAUAUUUUGCCAGUAGUGCUGUGGAACAUCCAGAUGCUCUUUUGCAAACUUCAAAUGUGCUGCAAUAUUUUUUUUGGACAGCAAUGGCUUCCUCCGUGGUGUCCUCCCAUGUACUCCAUUCUUGUUUAAUGUUUUCCUUAUUGUGGGUGUGUCAACAAAAACGUUAGCAUGUGCCAGAGAUUUCUGUAGGUCCUUAGCUGACACUCUAGGAUUCUUCUUUACCUUAUGAAGCAUUCACAUAAGCAUACCUUAUGUGCUCUUGCAGUCAUUUUUACAGGACGACCAUGCCUAGGGAGAGUAGCAACAGUGCUAAACUUUCUCCAUUUGUAGACAGUCUGUCUUACCGUGGACACAUGAACAUCAAGGCUUUUGGAGAUACUUUUGUAACCCUUUCCAGCUUCAUGCAAGUCAACAAUUCUUGAUCGUAGGUCUUCUGAGAGCUCUUUUCUGCGAGGCAUGGUUGACAUCAGACUGCUUCUUGAAACCAGUAAACCCAAAACAGGUGUGUGUUUUUAAAGGGCAGGACAGCUAUCAGCAACACAUCCAAUAUCAUCACACUGAUUGGCGGCAAGGUUGGCUCACUCCUGGCUCCAAUUAGCUCUUGGAGAAGUCAUUAGGCUAGGGGCUCACAUACUUUUUCCUCCCUGCACUGUGAAUGUUUACAUGUUAUGUUCAAUUAAACCAUGGCAACAUCUAAUGUUUGUGUAGUAGUAUUUUAAGCAGACUGUGUUUUUCUAUUGUUGUGACUUAGAUGAAGUUCAGAGCACAUUUUAUGACCAAUUCAUGCAAAAUUCCACGUAAUCCCAAGGGGUUCACAUACUUUUUCUUGCAACUGUAUAUCAGUGAAACCCACAAACUAACUUUGUUCUUUCCUUGCUGUCCUUAGAUGAUUAACUAAUCCUAACAAAUUUUGUUUUUAAAAUUCUUUGAAAUGACAAGUACAAAAUUCAUUAUUGUCAAAUGAUGCUUAGUUGAUCAAUCUAAUAGUUAACUAAUAUGUUAAUCAGGGCUAUUGUGGAGUUUUAAAUUUACAAAGUGACAGUAUAUGCACUUGGAAUUUUUUCAAUGUAGAUAUAAAAAUUUAUUUUCAGUAACAGAUACAUACCCUUCCUCAGAAUAUAGUGCCUUGCACUUAUUUCAAAAUUUACACAACCCAGCAUUGUCUAAAUGUGUAUAUAAUAUCAAAUAAUAGAUUUUCUCUUUAAAAAAAAUGUUUUACAAACUAAUACAUCCAAUAUAUUAUUGCUGUUGAAAAUGAGCUUGUAAAACAUUUAACUUUUCAGUAACAAUAUAAAUUGGGUAAAAGGUAUCAUUUUGUAGAAUUAAUAGGAAAAGAUAAGACUUUUUCAUCACAUCCUUCCAAAAAUAUUUUAUUCUGAUCUGGUGAUGGUAGUUCAGCUUCUUAACUCAUGAAAAUUACUUUUUUUUUUUAGUCUUAUCUAUUUAAAAGUUCUUUUAAAAAUUUGUGUAGUGACUAUAUAUCAGAGUAUUUAACAACUCUAAAACGAAUUCCUUAAACUGGGAUUGAUAUUUGGUUCAAUUAAUAAUUGAGUGCUCCUUUUUUUGUUUAAAUUGUUUUCUGAAUUUAGUAGGUAGCAAAUGAUAUCAGUAUUUUGUUUGGAUAAGUUGUGUUUAAGAUGUAAGCUAAAUUUGACCAUAUACAAGAUACAUAUUAAUGAAUUAGACAGUUUCUAUAUAUUAGGAACACAUAAUUUGCAUAUUACAUUCAUAAUUUCAUAUGUUAGGUUUGAAAUGCUCUUCUAGAAAUAUACAAACAUUAUUCCAAAAUAGGUUUUGAUAACCUCAUAUUGCACAUUCUUAUAAUUUUUGAAAGUUUGAAAAAGAACUUUUGGGUGAUCUUCACUAUUAGUGAAAGCAAAUUCAUACUAUAUACAGCAAUAUCUUUUUCUAAAUAUUCUACCAUUCAGUUUCCUUGACUGAUCAUAACUCUAUUAUUAAAAAAUGAGAAAAAUCUAUUCAUUUUCACAACAAUUUGCCUUCAGGAUAUGCUUCAUGUUACCUUAGAGAGGAAAAUGUAACAGGGAAAUGUAAAAUAAUCUAUUUUUGAAGUGUUUCAAUAAUCACUGCUUGAAUUAGCUGCAUGUCAAAAGUAUUUUUCAUAUAGUUAAACAAUUCCUAACUUCAGUAGAUUUUGAAAUCAUGUAUCAUGUAGCUUUUUUAUAGAAUGGCUGAAGUUUGGAAAGCUUAAAAGGACUGCAUAAAUACAAAAAGACUUAAAAUAACAA